UAACGUGCCGCUGCUGUUUUCCUCCAUACACAGCGAUAAAUAUACACUAUAGACAUGUAAUUGUGUGUGUUUGCAGCAGUGAAUGUCGAAGAAGGUGGAAUGACAGGAUUUCUGCAGUGUUUUGGAGCGCACACCGCCUCAUCUGGUGCUCACUGAGGAAGGACACGGCUGCGCGUCGUCGUCAGGAACCGUCCGGGAGAUGGACGGGAGGACUGCGGAAACCGGGGAUGACGGGAGGACGAGUGAGGAAACGGCCGCCGGCCCCUGUCUGCAGCUUGACCUGGGGGACACCGAUUCAGCCAAGAAGGCUCAGAUAACAGAGAUGCCGUCCCCAUUCGGAGUAACCCAUGAGAAAAAGAUUGGUCACAGGAGGGUAGAUGCCUCUGGACAGACAACCUACAAGAAGACUACCUCCUCUGCCCUGCAAGGGGCCAUCCAGCUGGGUAUUGGAUACACUGUUGGCAACCUCAGCUCCAAGCCUGAGAGAGAUGUGCUCAUGCAGGACUUCUAUGUGGUGGAAAGCAUCUUCUUCCCCAGUGAAGGCAGUAACCUCACUCCAGCCCACCACUUCCCAGACUUUCGGUUUAAAACCUAUGCCCCUGUGGCCUUUCGCUACUUCCGAGAGCUGUUUGGGAUUCGACCAGAUGACUACCUGUAUUCCCUGUGUAACGAGCCUCUAAUCGAGUUAACAAAUCCAGGAGCGAGUGGAUCCAUAUUCUACGUAACCCGUGAUGAUGAGUUCAUCAUCAAAACUGUUCAGCACAAAGAGGCAGAGUUUCUACAGAAACUGCUUCCUGGAUACUAUAUGAACUUGAACCAGAAUCCCCGGACUUUGCUGCCAAAAUUUUUUGGCCUCUACUGCGUCCAGUGCGGGGGCAAGAACAUCAGAGUUGUUGUGAUGAACAAUAUUUUACCACGCUCUGUACGCAUGCACCUCAAGUUUGAUCUGAAGGGCUCCACAUACAAGCGGCGAGCAUCUAAGAAGGAAAGAGAGAAGUCCAAACCCACGUUUAAAGACCUGGACUUCCUCAGUGACGUUCCUGAAGGCCUCACUCUGGACCAGGAUACGUACAGCGCUCUGGUCAAAACUCUGCAGAGAGACUGUCUGGUUCUGGAAAGUUUUAAGAUUAUGGACUACAGUUUGCUGCUGGGUGUCCACAACAAGAGCCAAGCAGAGCGGGAACAUCAGUCUCAGGGCUCACCUGCAGGAGGAGGUGGGGAUGAAAAGAAGCGCGCAGCUCAGAGAGCUUUAUAUUCCACUGCAAUGGAGUCCAUACAGGGAGGCUCCACAUGCAGGGACACGCUGGACCAUGAUGACACUAUGGGUGGUAUUCCAGCUGUAGGAGGUAAAGGAGAGCGCCUCCUGCUGUUCAUUGGGAUCAUUGACAUCCUGCAGUCCUACAGGAUGAUCAAGAAACUGGAGCACUCUUGGAAGUCUCUCAUCCAUGAUGGGGACACGGUGUCUGUUCAUAGACCUGGUUUCUAUGCUGAGAGAUUCUACAAAUUCUGUAGUACCAUCGUCUUCAAGAAGAGCAGCUCACUGCGAUCGUCUCCAUCUAAGAGAGGAAGAGGGGCUCUCAUGUCCAAGUCCAGUGCUGGAACAGGUUCAGCUGGGCAGCGUCCCUCACUGACUGAUGAAAGACAGGAAAACCUGGACAACCUGGAGACCUUACAAGGAGCUCGCAGCUUCCCCAUGCUGGAGGACAACGGGAGAGAGCCACCCUGCACUCCUCCAUCCUUUGAAGAUGCUACCACGGCUUCCAUCGCCACCACGCUCUCCUCCAACAACUCCUUACCCACCACCCCCUUCGAUACACCCGAGCACCCACGCCACAGGAGACUAAUGCUUUCCCCAAGUGUGGCCAGGGCGCAGAGAGAGGUAGUUGAGGUUCAUGGGGAAAAGCAGGACACCAUUACAGUGGAGGUGGAGCUCAGUAAAAUCCCAAAGAGCACGGAGCUCACACAGAUGACAGAAAUGACCUCUCCCAGUCAUCUUUCACCUGAUCGUCAGCCCCACGCCCUCGCUUCACCCACCAAAAUCAGUCCGUCCUCAGCACAUUCCUCCUCCACCCUUCCUCCUUCCUUUGUGUCUUCCUCCUCAGCUGUUCAAUCAGCUGCCCAGUCAUCCUCCACACUUACUUCAUCCAUCCGUCCAUCCACCAAACCACUCACCUCUCCCACUGCUCAGUCUUCCACUCUCUCUUCUCCGAUCUCUCCUUCAGUCGCGCAAACCACACUUCUCACUCGGCCUCCAAACACCUCCACCCUCCCGCCCGCCUCAGCAUUUACUCCCAUCUGCCCUUCAUCUUCUCACUCCUCCACCCAGAGCUCGUCUCACCAUCUCCCUUCGACCCCUCCCUCCUCCCACCCUCCAAGCCCCCAGGUGCCUCGGCAGACGCUACAUGCGUCGUACAAUCAGCUGUCCGUGUCCAGCAGCCACAACUCACUGGAUGGGGAGGUGCAGGUGUCUGACAUCUACUUUUAUGCAGAUGGCAGAUAUUGGGUGUACUCUCCAGUUCUUGGUCGUCGUAAGCUAAACUCUAGCUCAAGUUACAAUCAGACUCAGGAGGAUCGGGGCUGGGUGUACUCUCCUCUGCACUACGGCUCAGAGUCCAGAAGGGACUCAGAAGGGGAGAGUGAGACAUAACUCACAGUGGAGACAGCGGUGAGGGGUGGAGCCAGAGGCUGUCUCCAUGUACAAGAGCUGGUAGGUUUUAAUAACAAAGCCACCAGGACACUAUGAGAAUUAAUUCUGGUCGCUUAAGCUGCAUGUGGGAGCUUGCUUUGCCAACAGAGACUGAAGGAAUGAACUUAGAAGCAUUCAAGUGUACAACAAUACAGUCGCGCAGAUACUCACAUAUAUUAAAACAAACAUAAAACUAUCAAAAUAUUAUGCAAAAAAAAAAAAAAAUCAUAAAGCAUCAGUUCCUGGACAAUCUGACUGACAUCAAGCAGAGAAAUAAAUGGUACAAUCAGCUGAGCGGCACUGAGUGAAUUAGGUGAUACUGUUGCAGCACUGCUGUGCGCUGUGGAGGGUUUUAGUGUUGAUGAGUCACACUAUGCUGUGCCAGCUCUGGCUAUGCAAUAUGGACAUGCGUGUUAUUGAUUUCUCUUUUUGAGUAACAACUACAGAGUUUAUUUAUUUUUCACUAGGGGCAUGUCAAAGCUAUGUAUCAUUUUAUUUCUAGCACUUUAUCAGUGUACAUGUGGCUGAGGUUUUUUGAAAUCGUACGUUUUGUUUUUUUGUCAUCAGUUAUCGUUUAAAAACACUCAAACACAGGAAAUGUUUUGUGUGCUGCGUGUAUGCACAGUGUUAUGUAUUACCAGCAGCGUGUGAU
This is a messenger RNA of Plectropomus leopardus (leopard coralgrouper), 3338 nucleotides long. RefSeq names its product phosphatidylinositol 4-phosphate 5-kinase type-1 gamma-like. Gene Ontology annotation, cellular component: plasma membrane. NCBI's taxonomy places the organism in Eukaryota, Metazoa, Chordata, Actinopteri, Perciformes, Serranidae. Gene Ontology annotation, biological process: phosphatidylinositol phosphate biosynthetic process. The record is from RefSeq and is a predicted model, not a curated record. Gene Ontology annotation, molecular function: 1-phosphatidylinositol-4-phosphate 5-kinase activity.